Molecule: messenger RNA, 4095 nt
Organism: Schistocerca americana (American grasshopper)
Lineage: Eukaryota; Metazoa; Arthropoda; Insecta; Orthoptera; Acrididae
Gene: Rcd1
Product: KAT8 regulatory NSL complex subunit 3
Exons: 15
Coding region: 265-3573 (1102 amino acids)
Biological process (GO): positive regulation of transcription by RNA polymerase II
Cellular component (GO): NSL complex
Source: RefSeq, a predicted model, not a curated record
UAGUUAGUAUGUAGCGUCAAAGUCAAAGGAUAUUGUAUUGUGUUUUGGUUGCUGUGUUGCGGAGUGCGGCGAUGUGUACGACGAUGUAAUUGUGUUUCAGAUCAUAUGUUUUAGCCUCCACUUUUCCAGUAUUCUUACAAAAAAUAUUUGGAUAGAGCUGUUAGUAAAAGCAUUGUCAGUUGAAAUAAAAUAAAAAGAUAAGUCGUGAGAAAGGGUGACACUUCAGGAUGAUGUGUUAGUAGAUGUCCUAUAGUCGGCGGCAUAAUGAAGGGAAGAGACAGUCUAAUGAAGAAGCUGUUGUCGGCACCAAAUAUUCAUGGGGCAGUGUCUAGCUCGGGCUCCACAGCUGCAUUUGUGGAAGGUUUAUACAACGCACAGAGCCCAGCAGUUGAUGCUGCUGAAGAAAAUUGUACCAAAUUAAGCAGAUUUUUAUCGCAGCUUGCGAAAGAAUGUGGAAGAGAAAUCAACAUGGUGAUGUUGGACCACGCAUAUUCAAAACCAGGAGACUGGUCUCCAGAAAACACGUACCUAAAACCUACCAAAAAAUUAUUUAUGUUUAAUUUUUCACCAACUGAGAAUUUCUGGAAAUCAAAAGCUGGUAUUGACAUUGAAGAAGAACCAACUACUCUUACUCCUCCUUACAACAAAGAAAUUACAUCCCGUCUAAUGAGAGAAUGUGAAGCAUUUGUUAAAUCUAUUAGACGUGAAGAUAAAGGUGAUGACUGGGAGGAUAAAAUUGACAAAAGUAAUUGGACAGCACAGCAGAUACGAUUGUUCAGCAAGGCUGUUCGUGCUCUAAAUCAAGAUCGGCUGUCACGGCUUCUGUGUGAGGGAUCACCGUCAGAAGCUGCAAAGCGGCGUAUAGUUGCAGACACAACAGCUCGACGACUGCGACAGUUGCUGGCCAGUGUAAACUGGGAAAUGCGUCUUGUGCAGUGGCUUCACACAACACUUGUAGACACACUUAGCAAUGCAUACCUAGCGGCUUACUUAGAUGCAUUGCAGGCCCUCAAAGCAAAGGUACCAACUCUGACUGAGGGACUUAUUGGAGGAACGUCACGUUCUGGAGUUUCAGAUGCAGUUAAUAUAGUCAUGAAGCACCCUUGGGAUCCUGUUUUUGAAUGUAUAAAUGAGAACAAACCUAGGAGGCUGCCUGGCAAUCCUAUAAUGCUGGUAGUGCCAUCACAUCCUGUUCUUGGUGGUUCCCACAGCCCUAGAAUGAGACAAUGGGAAUCAUACCUUUCGGCACUGGGAACAGUUGUUACUGUUGUUCUCAAGGCAGGCAAUGAAACAGCGAAAGCAAGUCUCUCAACGUGUUUAGACCAAAUGCUCUGUGCAGCUCGCAUGAAGACAGCACAAGUGCGAGCUGAAUAUCCUGGAAAACCUGUCAUCCUUGUUGGUUGGAAUGCUGGAGCUGCAAUUGCAUGUCAGGUGGCACUGUUGGAGCAGGUUCAGGCUGUUGUAUGUAUGGGUUUCUCAGUGCAUACUGUUGAAGGAAAACGUGGUGAGGCAAAUGACACUCUCUUAGAUAUUCGAUGUCCAGUUUUCUUUGUUAUAGGAGAGAAUGCUGCUACAUCACGAUGUGAAGACAUAGAAGAAAUAAGAGAGAAAAUGAGAGUGGAAACAGGAUUGGUGGUGGUUGGAGCUGCUGAUGACCAGCUCAGGAUGUCAAAGUUAACCAAAUUUAGAGCAGGUGUAACACAGACAAUGGUGGACUAUUGCAUAAUGGAUGAAGUAGCUGAAUUUCUAGGAACUUUGUUAAUAACACCAAGGCCACAGUUAAGACCAAUUACCAAUCAUACAGUAACAGCAGCAAGUAGUGUUACAGAAAAUAGUGUAACUAAUAAGCUAGAAGGAAAACGGAAACUACCGUUCACUGAGAUGACUUCUUCAUCAGUCAAGCGUCCCCGUUCUGAUAUCUCACAACAUGCAGCAACCAGCACCCCCAAUCAGCCUGCACCUGGGCUAGAAUCACCACCUAAGUCAUCACUUUCAACACUGCCUACAUAUGUCUCUGUGAGCAAUACAGGCAGUGUGAGAGGAGGUCGUCAGAAAUCACGGGUAAUGGGAUUACAGAAGUUGCAGGGAUCUCAAGAGACAAAAUGGACAAAUCAGAAGGUGGGAUCUGAGCAGGGAAGUGCGACAAAUGGAAUUACAGUGAAUUUAGGAUCACUAGGCAGUUUGGCACCACUAGGUCCUCUAAGGCUAGGGCAUGUGGCUGGCAGUGAUUCGCAGCAGCUGACUGAAACAGAACGGCAGCCUGUGGCACAUGGCCGUGGUACUGGUGGCACAUCACUCACAAUUCAAGGAGGUGUUGUGUCAUCAGGAGGAAUAGGAGUUGCGGAGACUCGUGUAGGUGGAAGGGGAUCUGGAAAGACCAGUGUUAGCCUACAAGGAAAGCAUGCACGCACAGUGGGAGCAGCAACUGGAAAAACUCUACCUGACAAUCAGCUAACAUCAUUGUCAUCUCUACUGCAAGGUGGUGCUGCACGCCUUGUUGUCUCUUCUGCCUCUAGCUUGCUUUUGGGGCAGGCCUCUUCUGCAGUUAGUCUUGUUACAACCACUGCUGGACAACAAGCUAAAGCACAAGGUAGUGGAACACGUGUUCGCACAUCCAGUGGUCGUGUAGUGGACCUGUCAAAACUGACUGUGCUGACUUCUGGGGCAAGCGGUAUAACAUCAACUACAGCCAAGAAUGUACUAGGCACAACAUCAUCAGGCAAUGUUGUCAUGCUAGCUAGCACAAGCAAUGCAAACACUGGUGUAAGAGUCGGAGGACAACAAGUGCUAGUUCCUGUAUCUGGUAAUCAGUCUUUUACUGUGCUGCCCCGACAAAGAUCAUAUGCUGUUGUACCUAAAAUAUCUGUGCCUUCUUUAAAGUUGAGUAAUGAACAACAGUUAAGCCACACUGGAACAAAGUUGCCUGGGUACACUGUGGCACCUACGCAAUUGAGAAACACCCAUCAGCGAGAAGAAUCUUCAGUGCCACCAACAGUUACCUCAAAAGCUCGAGAUGAUGAUGAUACUCUGACACCUGAUAAAAUCCUGGAAUUACCUAUAAUUUUUGCCAAGGAUGGAGAUAAUCUGUUUUUGGAUCCAAAAUCAGAAUCAGCCAUUGCUGACACAGCAGCAGUUUCAAUGAAUUCUUGCACUACUUCUGAUGUAUCAUUGCAACAGAAAGUUACUGUUGGUGACACUAUUUCUUUCCCAUUGGAAGACAGCGAGAGGGAGGGUGCACUUGAGUCUAAAACAUGUAGUUCCGUUGGGAACAUGCCUAAUGUUUACAUAAUUAGGAGUAACAGAGGUAGAGGUCGGGGUAGUCGCAGGUAUGUACCAAAAGCUCAGAGAGUACUUCAGACAACAAAUAAAACCAGUCAUAUAACUGGAAAUCAGAAUCAAGGUGUCAAGUACACAAAAAUAAUUUUAACUAAUAAAAAUUCUCCUCUUAAGAUAGGGGAAAGGGAUGCCCAGGGAAAGGACAUCCAUUCCUUGCAGCAAGGAAUUAGCCGUAUAGACAGUGAUCAGUCAAGUGAUGAAAUAUGUGACAGCCCUUCUAAUCCUAUACAUAGCUGAGAAUAUUGGUAGUCAUAGAUUGCAGUUGAUGCCACAUUUUUUUCCGUUCUGAGUCUCAUCACUGUUUGAAAUAGUUUGGACAAAAGAAAGAUGUUAUAUGGCAAUGGAAGAAUCUAGUCUAUUAAAAUUAAGUUAAUGCACUGUGUUGCUUGUCAAGUACUUCUCAGGUUAUAGGCAGAUAUUUUCAUACAUAAUUCAAACAGUAUCAUUAAACUGACCAUUAUUCCUUUCUUCAUUGCUUCAUUUUCUAUAGUCUUUGAAAUCUUGUAGUUUGUUUGACCAGACAGUCACUCAAAAUGCCACACUGAAGGAGAUAUGAAAAAGAGAGAAAAAAGUGAGCAAAUGGGAAAGAAUUCUAAUAUUGAGACAAGUUAAAAUGAAAACUGAUUAUAUUACUCCAUGAAGUAUUUCAUUGUCACCUGUUGCAGUGUUUUGUUACGAUUUUGAACUUAAGUUUAUUCUCCGUUCCUGUGUCCACAUGUCAUGGUGCUAUCUUUGAUAAGAUGUCAUCCUUUUUUUGUA